Messenger RNA from Amyelois transitella, 3571 nucleotides. RefSeq lists its product as uncharacterized. NCBI's taxonomy places the organism in Eukaryota, Metazoa, Arthropoda, Insecta, Lepidoptera, Pyralidae. Gene Ontology annotation, biological process: RNA polymerase I preinitiation complex assembly; nucleolar large rRNA transcription by RNA polymerase I. Gene Ontology annotation, cellular component: RNA polymerase I core factor complex; RNA polymerase transcription factor SL1 complex. The coding region runs from base 104 to 3112 and encodes 1002 amino acids. Gene Ontology annotation, molecular function: RNA polymerase I core promoter sequence-specific DNA binding. The transcript has 3 exons. The record is from RefSeq and is a predicted model, not a curated record.
CAUAUGCAUGCGCGCGAUUGAUUUAAACGAUUUUAGUAAUUUUGGGUAUAUAAAAGAACAUAAACUAGUUUAAGACAACGGAAAAGAAAUAUAAACAAUCAAUAUGAAUUCCGAUCCGUGCAAAGUUUGCGGUAACACAGACAUGAAUCUAAUCGACGGGUUUUAUUAUUGUGUGGAAUGUGGGACUCAGGAUGCAAACUUAAUGGAAACUAUGAUCGAGGAUAUGGUGUUAAAGGACGGAACAUUCGCAGCGAAACAGAAGACACGGAUUACUAAUGUAUUUCGGGUGGUAGAAAAAGUAUCUCCUGAAUGGCACAAAUGGCAAGCUUACAACUACAUCCUCUGCGGCAUGGUUAAAGAAGUGAUGGACCUUGGUGCCGGCCCGAAGUUCAAAAUGCGAGUAAUGUGGCUUUGGACCCUGUACGUUAAGAAGUUCCAAAGGAAAAAGGAGUUAGGUUUACCUGGAGAAGAUGUAGAACCAAUGAAGAGCACACUGGGUAUAAAUCGUGUGUUGAACGUUAAGCAUCGCAAAUAUGAUCUCUUACAGUUAAACAUAUGUAAGGUGACUGUGAAUUUACUUGUCACCAUCAUAUACUUAGCACUUAACUUUGAUAGGAGUGAAAUACUAAUUUCAGACUUGUGCAGAUUUAUCAGAGAAGGUAGACUUACCUUCAAAAACAGCGCUAAAUUCUUACCCAAAGAGAUUGAUGUGACAUUGAUUGAGGGAUUCCAAAUGUUCAAUGCACCGGAGAGCCCUAAUGUUGAAUACAAUAACACUCAAGCUAUGACAGUCUUGAAAACACUAGAAUUAGGUUCCCCAAUUGUUCCAGAUUUAAGGAAAAUAGUUGUAAGAUAUGUGAAAGAGCUGUGUCUUCCGAGAGAAUUUAGUAAUUUAGUUCUUUCACUCAUGGAUUAUGUGCCGUGUGAUUAUUUAGAUUUAGACAAAUUUAUCAUGAAACAAAUAACAUCUAUACCAUUUUAUGAAGGCAAAGUUAUGGCUUAUAUUUUAGUUGCCCUGAAAAUGUGUUUUGGUUUAGACGAUGAAUAUGAAAUCAGGUUGUCCGAUGCGGUAGAUCAUAUCAAUAAUGAAAAUUGUCACAUGAAAUGUCACAAGUUAGGAAUGUUCUCUACAACUUCUGAUAGAUUAUUUUCCUUUCGAGAUUGGAUCAAGUUUCUUCAGUUAAGAAAAUUAAUUUUAAGUAGAUGUUAUGUACCGUUAGCUCUUUUAUAUCAUACAGAUUUUGAUGAUUAUGUUUAUAUGGAGCAAAGAGAUGUUAAAAUACCAUAUAAAAAACAACCUUCGUUAUCUGAUGAUAUAAUAAUGUCACUAUUAGAAAGAAUCAGGACAGAUGCUAGGAAGGAGGUGAUACCAAAAAACGCAUUUCCGUCCACUCUUACUCCUUUUACGGAUUAUACUGAUGUUGUCUUACAACAUUAUCAUGAUCCUGAAGUAAAAUUACUUCUUAGUGAAGAUUUUACACAAUAUUCAUUAGAGUACGCUUGCGUUAACUUAGAUUUACGGAUAUCAGAUGACAGUAACAAUAUUAUAGUUGGUGUGGAAGAAAGUAGUAAAUGUAUUAAAAAAGAUAUUAAAUCAAAAAUUAGUGCUGCACAUGAAAUUCGUAGAGACUACUCUUUAGUUUAUAUUAGGAAUUGCGAAAACAAACAUUGGUUGAAAACGAAUCCGCCUACAAAAGACCACAUAAAAAAAGUGAAAAAAGAGGACACAGAUGAAAAGGACCAUGAUGUGGUUUCCUUAGAAAAUUCUGAAUCGGAUAUAAGUAGCAUUGUUAAUGAAACAAUUAUAAGAGAGGAUGUUGAUGAUAAGAAAUUAGAAUUCAUUGAUGAAGAUAGAAGUGAUAACAUAUUUGAUGACGAUUUUAAAGAUUUUGAAGAAUAUGAACCGAAAAUUCAUUCUGAGUUGCUUAGUAUUAAAGAAGAGCCUAUUGACGAAAUAAAUACAGAAACUGGUGAAAAUGGUGACAUGUUGAACAGUAAUGCUGAAAAUCUUGAUUUCAAUUCUCUUGUUCAUAGCUCCAUUCCUGACGAGGAUGGACUGGAGUAUUUUUUCAACCCUGAAACAUUUGAUAGAGAAAGCGCAAUUAAACACUUAGUAUUACUAACUUGUAAAAAAUAUAGUAUACCUAUACCAAAAGAAUAUAAAACAGUAGAAAAUAAAGCGCCAAGAAAACGAAAAUGUGAAAAUGUAAAUAAAGAAAAUACUGAGGAUGUCGCUGUUUCUGAAAAGAAGCCGAAAACGCGGACGAAGCCAGGGGAAGCGCGGAAUCAGGUCAAUGUUUUACUCUCCGCAUAUUACGAUAGCUUGAAACAUGACGUGUUUUCUUCAGUCAGUCAUCAUGUCAAAGAUCUUGUUGACAAUUUAGAAAGAAUUAGAGAAAAUUUUAAUAUCGAGGAUCAAAUAAAUGAGGAUUUAGAUAAUAAUGUCGAGCAGUAUCACAGUGAAACUCUACACGAUAGUAAUAAUGGAAUUAAUAUAGACGAAACACAAAAUUUUGAAGAUCCAAGCAUUGUGGAAAUUCAGAACCAAACAAAAGAUGAAAGCGCCGUCGAGGAAUCAGAAACCGCCUACAGGGGAGAUCCAAAAUUUGACGACAAAAUUUAUGAUGUUAAACAAUUGUAUGUGGAAAUGGAAGACGAAAGUUUAGAGGAUAUAUUCGACAUACGUGAUGACCCUGAAGUGGACAGGAUCAUUUCAAAGAAAAUUGAUGAAUUAGCAUCUACGUCUGUUGAUUGUAAAUCGAAUGCUAAAGCUGAUAAACGAGAGGAAAAUUACAAUGAUUGGGAUGAUGAUAUACCGCUCAGUGAAAUUAAAGAACAAAUUUUGGAAAAGAGGAGAAUACGUGAAGACGCCUUUAAUAAUUUAGAAUAUUUGAUUACGAAUAGAAGGGAGUUAACAAAAAAUAAUUAUUGGAUUAGGAAGGAGAAGAUUAUGAGCAGGGUACAGAAUAGAUCGGAUUCCUUCACAAAUGACAUGAAGGAAUGUUUCCCGCGAAGUUUUAGUUUCCUUUUGAUCGAAUGCGCGGCCAUGUUGGAUUGUACACCAUUCAUUCUGUACAAAUACAUGUGCCAAAUCGAAGAAUAUUUAAUUUAAUGGUAUUUUUAUUAUGGCGUUAGAUACGAUUGUUGGUUAUUUAUUUUUGUAAUUUGGCAAUAAUGUUAGGAAAGAAAAUGUUUAUUUUUUAUCAUGACCUGACUGGAUCGAACCUGCGCUUUUAAUUAUGACGUGAAACGGGAUAACGAUAGUUUAACCAUUUUUUAUUUCAUUCCAUCCAUUUAGUUGAUAGUGCCAAGCCUAGCCACACUGGAGUCAGAAAAAGCACAAACCCACUGAAGUCGAUGAUGCAUACCUUUUUGUUUUUAAUUUUUUUUAGCUUUGUUUGGUUUUUGGUUUGUAAAAAUAAUUUAAAGGUGACUUCUAGUCGUAAUGUAUAAGUUUGUCAUUAGCCUUUUUGCAAGUGAUCUUUUUGUUUAUGUAAUUCGUAAGAUAUUGAGGAUAUAUUUAAUUAUACACUCUACUGCAGAAAACCCUUCCUCUCAUGGUUUCGGUUUA